This is a messenger RNA of Ornithodoros turicata, 3405 nucleotides long. Its product is annotated as phospholipid scramblase 2-like. The transcript is spliced from 7 exons. NCBI's taxonomy places the organism in Eukaryota, Metazoa, Arthropoda, Arachnida, Ixodida, Argasidae. Gene Ontology annotation, molecular function: phospholipid scramblase activity. Gene Ontology annotation, biological process: plasma membrane phospholipid scrambling. Gene Ontology annotation, cellular component: plasma membrane. The record is from RefSeq and is a predicted model, not a curated record. Bases 154 to 960 code for a protein of 268 amino acids.
UCUUCCAGAAGACCAGAACGGGUGUGGAAGAAGAAGACCCGCGUGUGGAGGAACAUCUAAAGCCGGCAUUAAUUUACAGCUAGUCUACAUUUCCUGAUUCGUGAAUUUCACCUUUCCCAAAGUUUCGAACAGAAGGUGACAAGGAGCUAGAAGAUGAUAAAUAUGCAACAGCAACCGGGACAACAGGCACCGAUUCCCCAAAGACAGCCUCCGCCUCCACCAGUGUCAAUGCCGAAACCGAUCCUGCCGCCGGGUAGUGUUUGUACACCGGGCUUGGAGUACUUGUCACACCUGAACCAGCUGGUCAUCAAACAACGCGUAGAACUGGCUGAAGCUCUUCUCCACUUCGAGACGAGAAACAAAUACAUCGCUUGUAACAACCAGGGUCAGAACGUAUACUAUCUAGCCGAAGAGAGCGGGAUGUGUGUUCGGAACUGCAUGGAUGCAACUCGAUGCUUCGAAAUGUACGUGUGGGACACCCAGAACAGGAUUGUGAUGAGGUUUCUCCGGCCACUACGAUGGAGGAGCACCUACCAGUAUUGUUGUUGCUGUUGCCUUUUGCAGGAAAUCGAAGUGCAAGUGCCGCCGGAUCAAACGGUCGGUUUUGUGUUUGAAGAGUGUACCAUCUUCCGCACGUCGUACUCCAUCUGUGACAGAAGAAUGAAGCCACUGAUGCGAGUGCAAGGACCAUGGUUAACCUGCAGCACGCCAUGCGCCACGGACGUGAAGUUUUCCAUUAGGUCGCUGCACGACAUAGAGAUUGGUGUCAUCGCGAAGGAGUGGUCAGGACUUAUCAAGGAGGCGUUCACGGACGCGGACACAUUCAGCGUCACGUUCCCUGUUGAUAUGGACGUUGAUGUCAAAGCCUGCAUCCUUGGAUGCGCAAUCCUGAUCGACUAUAUGUAUUUUGAAAACACGACGGAUACUCCAAGAUAUCGAAGACGACUCAACCCCAUUUAAAUUCUGCCGUCAUCCUCGUGUUCUUCAUCGUCGAGAGAGGUCGCAAGCACUUUGACGCAGCGGCCACAGUGUAAAGACCGCUAUUUCGGCGUAAUGCCCUCCCUGGUUAAGAUGCUGCCAUAGAUGAUCGCGUGUGCUUCGACAUAGGACGUAAACUAAUUCUGGAGCCAUAACGUGUUACUAAAAUACAUUAUUGCGCGUCCAUAUUAUAUCUUUCGAAGCUGUUUCCCUACGACGCGGACGUUUCAGUCCAAUAAUUACGAUUCAGCGCUCCACCGUGUUACACUCUAUGCGUCGUCCGCGGAUUUUAGUGUAUUCUUCCUUCUAUACAGAAUGCCUUGUACGUUGCCUAAUCGCAUGAACGAGCCAUACAAUGACGCCUAGAACUCCAUGUUACAUCAAAAGUAUCCGGAGGGAACUGAGAGCCCAGAAGCGUAGAUCCGUAUUGAACUGCCACUUAUUUUGUUGUAAAUGGUUCUAAACGAACCUCGUUCAAAGACUCAGAACGGGAAAUCUGUCAGUCAAUAAUUAGUGCAUUCACAAGUUUUCUAAAGAACUCCCAAAACCUAAUCGUUUCGGAUUCUCCAUGAGUGGGAGACGCCACCUGGAUCUCCAGCAUGUCUCCAGGCAACACCGCACCUCCGCUCCCCGCACCACGUCGAAAGAGUGCGAGUAGCCGCGCUGAGGGGAUGGGAAAAGACCUUCGAGGAGCAAUGUUACCAUACGCGCGGCAGACUGGCCACUCAAUGACCUGACACUUUCCAAAACUAUCUAAUCACUUUGAUAAUACUUCCGAGUCACACAAUAUUUUGGGAGAAUGCACGGUUGAACUACGAUAUCAAUUUGGUAGGAUCCUCGAGGCACGAAAUUUAGUCCGCAGUAAGGAUUUCUGACAAUAUGAAGUGAUCCGAAAUGGGUUCGUAUGCAACACGCACAGUCUCGUUUUUAAAGCAAUUUUACGUGUGUUGGAAGAGGGGUGCAGUGAAAUGAAACGUGUGGAAAAAAAACUGGUAGAUAAUAGCACAUUUACAGAACCACCACCGACAGGUAAAUGACCAGCUAAGAUGCACACUUAGGAGUUUGUUACGAGCAUAUGCUGCGUAGCAUAGUUAAGGUACCCCGCCAUGACAGUGGAAGAUCCUGAGGCAUUCGUCCCGCCCCAAAGCGUAUGAUUAAGCAUUAGGGCGCGUUAAGUACCCAGCGCACUCUAUCCACUCUGUCCCUCUCGCUCCGGAGCCUCCGUUAAACGGCCUUUUUCAAGGGACUGUAGAAGAGGUGGAGUUCCUCAACAUGAGUCCCGACCGGCGAUGAUGGUACGCCACGGAGAGGUGAUGACGGUGGCCUAUCUCCAUAGCCGGGCGCCGGUGGAACUGAGGCCGGUGCUCGAGGCGCGUGGCCAUCUUCGUCGUUGUCCAAGGUCCGCUACAGUGUUUCCCCCUCAGAAGCGAGCGGCGAGAAAGAACGAAGAACCACGUCUACACCGGAGGGAGAGAGCAAGAGUGACCGUGGAUGGGGGGACGUGCACAGCUGGAUUCGUUCACGGUACGGCGCAGCACACGUUGCAGGAUGAGGUCGAUAAGUGGCGAAGUCGUUGUCGGGCGUUGGAGUCAUGGCCUGGGGUGCUGCAGUCGGCGGUGCCAGUUCUACCGGCACAGUCUAAGCGUGAGGCCACGCUUAGCAUGAGACCCGCUGGGAGAUUCCACCACCGCCGAUCAGGGCUCGUGCGGAGGAACACCAUCUCCUCUACAGGACCAUGAAAUCAUUUUCGCGGAUACCGUGUACUCUGUCGGAAGCGGUUGUCAUGAUCCUUCACUAUCAUACACAUAUCGACGUAUAGCCGUGCAAAAUAGCGGGGCGUGACCGCCGGAUACAUCCGUUCGAAGCGGACUUAGGUCAUCGACGUCCAGUCCUCUCAGCCAAUUCUGGACGACUGGGAGCGCAUACCCUGUGGGACCACGCUAGUGCAUGGUUUCGGAUAGGACAACAACGACGUCGUAUAUCUGCCGCCGAAAUCAGUAGAAAUAUGGGGAAACGCAAAUUGUCAGCGAUGUAGGAAGAGAUUAUGCGACGCACAUAGGAAUCUAUCCGGUCUACAGGUCUAGGAAUCGAUACAUACGCAGCAGCUCGCAAAAGGACAACGACAGAUAUUUUGUGACGAAGCAGCAGGGAUGGGCAUAAACACACUUUUCGGGUAUUUAAAUAUAAAUACUACAUGUUUUUAUGUAUUUAAAUACUGCCUAUAAAUACUUUAUGAUGAAAGUAAUUAAAUACAGAAUAUAAAUACAUUAAGACUAUUUAAAUAAGCCGUAGUCGCUCAUGCGCCAGAAAAACCUCAAUCACUCACUCACUAUUUAAAUACUGUAACUACUUCUAUAAAUACCUUGAGCCGUCGAGGCACAUUAUCCUUUUAAAUUAUAUAAUAAAUGGAGCCGCCUACGGAUGCAA